AUGGCUGCUCAAACCCUGGAUACUGUCUCAGCUGUCACUGUCAUUGGGGCGGGCCCUUGUGGUUGUGCUUUUGCCGCGGACUUGGCGAGCCGUGGAAAGUCAGUCAUGUUGUAUGGUCAUCCUGAUCACCGUGGCGGAACUACAAUGAUCGAAAACAAUGAUGGGUGGCUGAACUCAAGCGGAGGUGUCACUGGAAGAUUCCAGAUCAAGACUACUAGUGAUAUGUACCUUGCUAUCCGUCACUCUCAGUUCAUCGUGACUACAGUGCCAUCGUAUGGACAAGAUACUAUCUUGCACCUCCUGAGCCAAUUUGACUUGCACAACCACACCCUUAUCAUCAACGUCGGCAACUUCUUCUACCUCUCUGCUCGCCAAAAAGUCAACGCCCAUGCCAUCCUCGAAACCGAUAUCUCCCCCUACGCCACCCGUAUCACAGGCGACACAGUCUUCGUCAAGGGAGUCAAGAAGAGCCUGGCCAUCUGGGCGGAGCCACCAACCACACAAGUCGAGCGCCUCAACGCUGAUGCAGAACUUCGUCUGCGACGCCAGGUCGAGUCCAUCUUUUCACAGAAGCUGGUGUGGUGCCAGAACUUGCUCGAAGUGGGAUUGAACAACAUCAAUCCAGUCGUGCACUGCCCAGCAGCACUCAUGAACGCGGGCUGGAUCGAGGCUACCAAGGGUGAUUUCUACUUCUAUGCCCAGGGAAUGUCACCAUCUGUCUCUCGUGUGACUGAAAAGAUUGACAAGGAGCGUCUGGCGAUCGCACACGCUUACGACCUUGACCUUGUUCCCAUCACGACAUACAUGAACCAAAACUAUAGCAACGACCGGGAGUACAGUGACUACCAUGAUUUCGCUGUUGGCUCUGUAAUCCACAACAAGACCAAAAGCUCCCCAAGCACCCUGAAGCACCGUUACCUAUUAGAGGAUAUCCUCUAUGGAAUGGUUCCCUGGUAUGAGCUUGGUCUCAAGUGUGGUCUGACUUCACCUACCAUCAGGGCCCUCAUCGAAAUGGCUUCCGUUGUUAGUGGGUUUGACUACUUUGAACACGGAAGGACCUUAAAGGCUGCCGGACUUGGUGAUGCAACUAAGGAGCAGGUACUUAUGGCUCUUGGUGGACCCUUUGACAAGACUGCCAGUGCUAUCCCUUCUCCCGCAGACUCGCCCGUGGACAACAGUUUCCGAUUGAAUACUUCACUGCAAACGGCUCAAGUAGCUGCGUGA
Molecule: messenger RNA, 1224 nt
Organism: Penicillium antarcticum
Lineage: Eukaryota; Fungi; Ascomycota; Eurotiomycetes; Eurotiales; Aspergillaceae
Product: NAD/NADP octopine/nopaline dehydrogenase family protein
Exons: 1
Coding region: 1-1224 (407 amino acids)
Biological process (GO): glycerol-3-phosphate catabolic process
Molecular function (GO): oxidoreductase activity, acting on the CH-OH group of donors, NAD or NADP as acceptor; NAD binding
Source: RefSeq, a predicted model, not a curated record